GUAGUAGAGUAGUUCAUAUGUAUCGUAGGUAAAUUAGCUGAUACAGUUUCCCUCUCUGUCUAAUUUGAAAGUUUUUUAUAUUCUUGUAUUCUUAUUUCUACCUGCUUUUUGUGUUCACGUUUUUACAUGGAGUAUUUUUGUUAUUCAGCAGAAAUUUACCGAAAAUCAUUUACAAGUCGUCUACCUUUACAAAACAGUUUUUAACAAAAUGGAAAUGACUGAAUUUGAGAAAAGUGUUAUUUUAAAACAAUUAGCUAAAGAAAAGAAAAUUGCAAAUAGUACCUUUACCUUUACUGAAGAAUAUGAUAAUGAAUUUGAUGCAUUUGCUAAAUAUUAUGCUGCUAUCAAAUCAAAUGGAUUCAUCUCAAAAAUAUUACAGGAAAUUGAUCUCAUGAGGGACCCUUGUCAGUUAUUUGAAAAGGUUUCUAAAAAGUCACAGUAUCAGCAAUUAGAUUUACAUUACGAGGAUCUAGCUAUAUCUAACAGAAAUCAGAAUAUUUGUUAUGCAACGGAUAUGGUAGAAUUACAGACGACUGCAGAAUCGGGGAGACACCUAAUAGCAGCUCAAAAUUUAUGUACAAAUACAGUAUUAAUAAACGAAAUACCUACAGUGUUACAAGUUACCCCACUUUGUAAAUGUUUAGGAAAUGAGGCGACAUCUCUUUAUAGGUGUCACCAUUGUGGUAUUGGCUGUGGAACCUUUUAUACUUGUGUUACCUGCAAUUUAUGUAUAUUCUGUUCGAGAACGUGCUAUGAAAUAGCCUACGAAGAAUAUCACGCCUACGAAUGUGACGGAGUCCAAAGACACUUUUGGCCGAUAUGGGACGACACGGAUUACAGCUACCUCUCUCUGAGGAUGAUGCUCUACGGUGCUAGUCGAGAUUUCGAUGCCAGUAGUGGAAGCAGCUUCUACGGCAAUUCAAGUAAUAAUUAUCCUUAUAUUUAUGAUCUAGAAACUCAUUUUAGGGAUAUGUCUACUGAACAAAUCAAUAAAGUAUUAUAUAGUUCCGCUAAAAAUUUGUUAUAUUUGAUAAAUAAAUCCAAUUUUUUUACUAAAUUUAAACACAAAGGAUGCAUGGAUAAAUUUUCGUUGUACAUUGGAGGACUAAUGGUGAAACACUACUGCCAAGCUCAAAUAAAUAACGUAUUAUUGACGUUUCCGAACUUAAAUUUAGCGUCAGGACUGAACACGAUGAGCGGUACCGGAAAAGCCAUCUGCCCUACGAUCGCUCUAAUCAACCAUGCGUGUAAUCCGAAUGCUACGAUAAUAGUUUACGCUCAUUACAUCGUUGUUAAGACCAUCAGGCCAAUCAGACAAGGUGAAGAAAUAACUUUAUGUUAUUCUGAAAUUAAUGGAUUUUUACCGUUAGAAGAUCGGCGGCUAGUAACGCAGCAUUUUCUGUUUUUUACUUGUAGAUGUUUGAUAUGUGAGUUAGAAGAAGCUGCGAAUGAGCGUCCGUUCAAAUGCCCUUCUUGCGAAAAUACUGCCAUUAAAGAGAUAGAGAUGGGCGUUCGUAAAUGUUCUGGAUUUUGUGCACUUUGUCACAGAUCGGUGAAUAUGAAUCAUAUAUCUAGGGAAAUGAAGAACGUUUCUAAAUACAGAAAGCUUUAUUAUAGCUCUUUUUCCAUAGAACACCUAGAAAAAAUAGCGGAAUGCUACAAAACAAUAUUUCCGCCAAAUUCUCUGCAGCUUUUAGAUAUAUACAAUAUUUUAUACGAAAAGCAUCUCCUGUGGGGAGGUAAUGAACACCCAAUGGAGAGGCUUAAAUACGGACUGUUGAUAUUUGAAAUAAUAGAAACGAUAUUUUCCCGACUGUAUCCUCCCCUUUUGGCCGGUAAACUUUUAUUUUUGGUCAAUGUAUUUGAAACUGUGGAAGGAAUAACACAAAAUAGGGAUAUUCCACCGGAAGAAUUCGAACUUCUGAAAAAAUACGUAAAAGAGGUAUUCCAAAUCAAGAACGACCUUCUAUUUUACUUGCCUUUAGACAAAAUCUCGUAUUACGUUACUCUACAGAGCAAGGUUAAAAUAGAAUUUGAUUGGGUAAUAGAAAUAAUCAAAUUGAUAUCUUCAUAUGAAGCUAAAAUUGACGACCUUUGAGAAACGUUUAUACUCUAAAUCAAGUAGGUAUCAAUCUGUCCAUUUCAAAAUUAAGGGAACACUAGCACUAGAGACUCCAAUAAAAUCUGAAUCGAUGAUGACCAGGGAAUAAUUAUUAUUAUUUGAACAAAUUCUGACAUUUACGGAAAACAUUUGUAAACUGUAUUUAUUUCAAUUGUAGAUAUUUGUAUCAUGGUACAUAUUUUUAUUUCAAGAGUAUUGUUUUUUUCGAUUUUGUAAGUUGAAUGUACGCUGAAAUUUAUCUAAUAGUAGAAUAUCGGAUAUAAGGCCGAUUAGCACCGAUUUGUUUAAUGGAAGGAAUAAAAAUUGUUGGAUAUGUAAUUUAGUAUGUUAAUAAUUAUUAUAAAAAACAAGGGGUGUCCUAUCUAAUUUUGCUCUGACUAUAAUUAAUUAAUAAUUAAAAAAAUAUUUUUUUUAUAAAGGACACUGCCUACAUCUUAUGAAAAUAUAACGUUACUCAAAUGAAAUAAAUUUUACAGGAAUAUAUUGGUCUCGAAAUUACAAUAAUUUUAUAUAAUUGCGUUAACUCUGAACUAUUAUUAUUAACGGCGGUAAUUUAAAAUCACAUUUUUGAAGUCCAUAAAACUGUCAUUCAUAAAUAAUAUUAGUCUAGUAGUCUAGUGGCUAUUCACAAGUAUUUGCCCAGCGGAUUAGAGGAACUAUAUUUUGUACGCCUGGUCAAAUUAUACCUACCUAGUUUAUUAUCUAUAAGCUUCUGCCUUAAAGAUUUUUAAAGUGGUAAUUCCGAAAAUCUUUUUCUCUCUUUGACUCAUUUAAAUUCCCAUUUGAUUUUAGAUUUAUUUAUGUCAAUUUACACUGUUAAUAAUAAUAAUUCAGAGUUGGAGCAAUGAUAUGACAUUAUUGAAAUUUCGAGACCAAUCUUUUCAUAUGAAUUUUAUUUCAUUUGAGUGACAUUAUAGUUUGGUGUCCUUUAAUAAAAGUUUUUUCGGCCCGGGCAGAUGUUAUUUUAGGUUUUUUGGAUCAUUCUAAACAAAAAAAGUUCUUAAGUUUGCAAAGUUUAAAAAACGAUAGAUUUUCAUGGCUCAAAAAUAUCAUUUUUGAAAUUAAGAAGUACCUAAAUUCAAGUUCAAACCUUCUAUUAGGCCCUGAUAAAAAUCUUUGCCAUGUUUUAUUUUUAAAUAUAUUUCAUCUGGCUUGCAAUUUUUAGAAGCCAUGGAGGUAUUACCAGGAAAUGGUCCAAUAAGUUUUCAAUUAAAGAUCUUUUAGGAGAAUAUUUUUAAUAUUUUUCAAUACAGUAGAGCGUCGAUUAUCCGAACUAAUUGGGGGACAUGGGCGUUCGGAAAACCGAUUUGUUCGGAUAAUCGAACUAUAUUGAGAUUGUCAUACAUAUUUAUCCACAAGUGAAUAAAAACCAUAUUUAUAUAACUGUAUAUUUGUUUAUACCUUGAUAAUGACAAAUAGCAAUUAAACAAAAAAGUGCAUUCUUUGCAACAACAUAUUUUUGAAUACACAAUUGAAGAAAAUUCAAGAUAUUUUAAGCGUAAUUACUAACGCUUGCUCAGUACUCGAGUGCGGGCCGCAGGACUCGGGAGUUCGGAUAACCGGUCGUUCGGUUGAUCGACGUUCGGAUAAUCGACGCUCUACUGUAUUUUUAAUAUUUCUAUUAGGUUGAAAACUUUAAAACUUUGACUUUCAGUUACCAGUUGUCGUUAGACACCUACUCCAUAAACGUCAGUUGCAAUACGGGGAUAAGCUCUCGGAGAUUUGUCACUUGGGGCAGAGAGCAGUAAACCUACGCCUCUCUGAUGAUGACUUCAAAUAGAGUCGAAAAUCGUCGAUUUAGAGUGCUGGUUUGCGCUCUCUGUUGUAAGUGAAAAAUAAGACAGUUGUGCCUUCGCAUUGCAAUUGAAUAAGAAUGGUAUACAUUUUUAUUUAAUUUUAUAUUGGUUUUACUCCUUUGAGUAACUAGGUCCAUUUUCCGUUGGAAUUUACCAGCUGAACAGACGGGGUCGUGAAUUGAAAGUUUUUUGAAUUUCCUCUUGUCUUCUUCGCUUCAGCAUCCAUCUGGCUUGCAAUUUUUAGAAGCCAUGGAGGUGUUACCAGGAAAAUGGUCCAAUAAGUUUUCAAUUAAAUAUCUUUUAGGAAUAUUUUUAAUAUUUCUAUUAGGUUGAAAACUUUGACUUCCUUAUAUUUUUUUAAUUGUUAAUGAGGAAGGUUCCUUAUGGGAAGACGGGCGAUCGGGCUUUGGCAACUAAAAAACAAUGUUUUAAAAUGAAAUACAGUAGAGCGUCGAUUAUCCGAACGUCGAUCAACCGAACGACCGGUUAUCCGAACUCCCGAGUCCUGCGGCCCGCACUCGAGUACUGAGCAAGCGUUAGUAAUUAACGCUUAAAAUAUCUUGAAUUUUCUUCAAUUGUGUAUUUAAAAUAUGUUGUUGCAAAGAAUGCACUUUUUUGUUUAAUUGCUAUUUGUCAUUAUCAAGGUAUAAACAAAUAUACAGUUAUAUAAAUAUGGUUUUUAUUCACUUGUGGAUAAAUAUGUAUGACAAUCUCAAUAUAGUUCGAUUAUCCGAACAAAUCGGUUUUCCGAACGCCCAUGUCCCCCAAUUAGUUCGGAUAAUCGACGCUCUACUGUAAGUCCAAAAUACUUACCAAGAAUUGGUAGAAUAAGGUUUGAAUUUGAAUUUACAUAGGUACUUCGUAAUUUCAAAAAUGAUAAUUUUUAGUUAUGUUUUUGAGCUUUGAAAAUUGUCAUCUUUCGUUCUUUUUCAGUUUUAAAUUGUUUAUAGCUCAAAAGCGAUUAACUUCGAGGAAAAAUUACAAAAGAUUUUUUUUUGUUUAUCCAAAAAAUCUAAAAUUAGCCCAAUAAAUGACCGUUUUGGAGUGUAAUUUCCAGGGGCAACUCCGAAUUGCAUGACAAUUUGGAUUUAGGUUCUACUUACCCUCCACUUCAAAGUUGAAUUCGUGCCGUUGGUUGCUUUUACUUGGGGGGUGACAUUUACCCCUUCUCGGGGGGUGAAACACGCGUGUUUAAAAUAAGGCCUGAAAUGGAUAAACUGACUUAUUUUAAGCACCUUUUGUUCUAUAAAGUUUUUUACGUAAGUCAAUACUUUUCGAGUUAUUCGCGAUUUAAAAUGUUGAUUUUUCGACAAAAAAACUACGUUUUCAGACUGUUUUUCCGAAAUAACUCAAAAAGUAAAUAUUUUAUCGAAAAAAAUAUUUUUAGCAAAAGUGUAGCUUAUAAAAAAACGAAAAAAAUCGUGUACCAGUAAAGUCUACAAAUUGAGUAGAAGCAAAGUUGUAGCUCAUGAAAAAUACAUUCUUAUUCGUCUAACUCCAAAUCGAAUAAUUCAACGCGAAUUCACCGAAGAAAGAAGCGUUUUCGGGAAAACCUUAUUAACAUUUUUAAAGUAUCGAAAAAGGCUUAUUAUUUGUUUUUUACAAAAGUUUACAGCAUCAAAAAUAAACGAGUUACACUGAAAAAAAAAUUUGGAUCCUUUUUGUUGGUAAAAAAAAUCGUGAAAACCGCCCUCUAUUUGGCACCCUAAAUGAAAUUAAUCGUUUGGCUUUACCAUUUAUUUUAACUGUAUGUGUAUUGUUUAUAUGAUCUGUAAGUUUGAUUGGUUUGAAGGGCUUAUUUUUAAAAACAUUUGGUUUUAUAGCAAAAAAAAAUUUUCUAAAAAUUUUUGAAAAAUUUCAUUUUUUUAAAAUAACUUAAAAAGUAUUAGUGAUAAGAAAAAUCUUAAAGAGUAGAAAAAUGUAGAUUUUGCUAUUAAAAAUAUGCUAGUUUUAUUUUGUUUCUCCGUAAGACAAAAAUUGGUUAAGAUAUGGCUGUUCAAAAUUUGCAUACACUCGUGAUUAGUGACCCAUUCAAGCUUUCUCAAUUAUAACCCUUUCAAAAAUAAACACUUUAAACCGGUGAGACUGACAGAUCAUAUAAAAAAUAGAUAUGUAAGUAAAUUGUUUGUAAAGCGGUAGCGAUUAAUUUCAUUUGGAGAGCUAAACACGGCGAGAUUUUCAUGAUGUUUUACAAAAAAAAAAAGAGGGCCAACUUUAUUUUGAGCGUAACUGGCUUAUUUUUAAUGCUAAAAUUUUUGUUUAAAAAUUAAAACAAAGCUUUUUAUAAACACUUUAAAAAAGUUUAAAUGGAUUUUUCCCGAAAAGUGCUUAAUUUUUCGGUGAUUUCACCUUGAAAUAUUCGAUUUGGAAUUAGACGAAUAAGAACGUAUUUUUCAUGAGAUACAACUUUGUUUAUAUUUGAUUGAUAGCCUUCACUGAUACACCAUUUUUUGGGGUUUUUUAUAAGCUACACUUUUGCUAAGGGUAUUUUUUCGAUAAAAUAUUUACUUUUUGAGUUAUUUGCGAAAAACCGUCUGAAAACGGUAGUUUUUUUGUCGAAAAAUCAACAUUUUCAAUGGCAAAUAACUCGAAAAGUAUUGACUUAAGUAAAAAACUCUAUGGAGCAAAAGUUGCUUAAAAUCAGUCAAUUUAUCCAUUUCUGGUCUUAUCUUGAACGUAUGUUUUUUCACCCCCGAGAAGGGGUGACUGUCACCCCCCAAGUAAAAGCAACCAACGGCACAAUUUCAACUUUGAAGUGGAGGGUAAGUAGAACCUAAAUCCAAAUUUUCAUGCAAUUCGGAGUUGCCCCUGAAAAUUACACGGUAUCGCCGAAUUUCCCGUUCAUUUACUGGGCUAAAUAGUAUCUGCUCGAGCCUAAUUUUCUUUUAAUUUUGAAAAAUAAUAUUUUUUUUUAAUUAUUAAUUAAUUAUAGUUAGAACAAAAUUAGAUCGGACACCCCUUGUUAUACAUAUCCAUUUACCAUUAUCCAUCGGACACCCCAAAUUACAUAUCCAAUAAUUUUUAUCCAUUCAACAGAUCGGUACAGAUUGACCUUACAUCGUAUCUUAGACUACAAGCUGUCUCCUUAUUUUAAAACUUUUAGAUUCCAAAUCCUUAUUUUGUCGUGAGUUAGUUUUUGUUUUUCUUUUUAUGCGAAAUGAUUCCCAUAAGAAAUUAUGCAACAUUAUAAGUAUUUUAUUUUAUGUUUAUUUUUGUACAAAUUGACUAUUUUCUAGAUUUGAUUUAUAAGUCUGAAAAAAAUUGUAACUGAUUUUUAAUCUAGAAAUUAUUUUUUAAUGUGUAUUUUUGAUCUCUUUGUUGAUUGACUAUUUUUGUAGUAUUGCGUCUAUUUUUGUACGUGUUUUUAAAAGACUUAAAGUAG
This is a messenger RNA of Diabrotica virgifera virgifera (western corn rootworm), 7300 nucleotides long. RefSeq names its product histone-lysine N-methyltransferase SMYD3-like. The record is from RefSeq and is a predicted model, not a curated record. Bases 209 to 2098 code for a protein of 629 amino acids. Lineage: Eukaryota; Metazoa; Arthropoda; Insecta; Coleoptera; Chrysomelidae. The transcript has 13 exons. Gene Ontology annotation, molecular function: protein binding.